Molecule: messenger RNA, 2106 nt
Organism: Stegodyphus dumicola
Lineage: Eukaryota; Metazoa; Arthropoda; Arachnida; Araneae; Eresidae
Product: tudor and KH domain-containing protein homolog
Biological process (GO): spermatogenesis; P granule organization; piRNA processing
Cellular component (GO): P granule
Molecular function (GO): RNA binding
Source: RefSeq, a predicted model, not a curated record
AGCUGGUGCAAAACAAGACAUCUGUCUUUGUCUGUCUGAUUUCAAAUUUUUCUUAUUUAAUGACAAUUAUCCGCUAAUUGGUCUUCCGUAAUUUGUGUUUAAGGUUAUAAUAGUAAUGUGGGUUAAAAAGCCCCUACUUGUGUUGGGUAUUGGAGUCGGCGUUGGAGUUAUAACAUGUGUUGUGUACGUAUUGCGGCGGAAAAAAAAUGACGAAAUUAUACAGACUUCCAAUAGUAAUAGAUUUCAGAGAGCUAUUAAAAUACCAAAAGGUUUCGUAGGCCUUGUUUUAGGAAGAGGUGGAGAAACAAUUAAAAAUAUUCGUGAAAAGAGCAAAGCUAGGAUAACAUUGAAUGAUGCAGAUGGUUAUACUAUUGCAACUGUGUAUGGAUCUGUAGAUCAAGUUGAAGAAGCUAUUAAUCUCAUAAAUCAAAUCAUGUCAAAUCAUCAUGCUACUGUUGUAAAAGAGAUAUCACUUACCCAAAAUAUAACAGAAUCUGUCUGGAAAAAUGUAAAUCACAUAAGGCAAAUUUGUGAUAUAACAAGAGCCACAAUAAUGUUCGAAUUCAACUCAUCUAAAUAUAAAAAUUCAGCAGUGAAAAUUGUCAUAAAGGGAAAACAAGAGGAAGUAAAUGCAGCUGUUAAUUUAAUUGAUGAAUUAGUCGCUGAAGUGGAAGUAAAUUCAUGCAAGUCUGUUCAUAUAGCAGGACGUGCAUUACCUGAAAACCUUCCUUUGCCCUCUUCGAAUAUUACAAGUAAAGCCUUACCCUGUGAAAAACUUAUCCCAAAUAGUUCGGAUGGUUUCAUAGAAGUAUUUAUAUCAGCAGUGGAAAAUCCAAGUAAAUUUUGGGUUCAACUCAGUGGAUCAAAAUCUAUACAGUUGGACAAGCUUGCCACUGAAAUGACAGAAUUUUAUAGCGAUGAAAAAAGUAAGGUCAAAUGGCAGUUAAAUACUAUCAGAGCAGGGGAUAUAGUUGCUGCAUUUUUUGCAGGAGAUAAUAGUUGGUAUCGAGCGCAGGUUGUUGAAGUUUCAAAUGGAGAAAAGGAUAACGAGAAACAGAUACAUGUUUUUUAUCUUGACUUUGGUGAUAGUGCUGUUUUGAAACCCAAUCUGAUUGCUGUGCUAAAGCCAGACUUUUUAUCUAUACCUUUCCAAGCAAUAGAGUGUUGCCUUGCUGAUGUGGAGCCAAUAAAGGAUGAAUGGUCAUUAGAAGCCUCAGAAGAAUUUGAAAAGCUUGUCUAUUUGGCUCAGUGGAAGGUGAUAAUGGCCAAACCAAUUAAUAAAGUAAAAGAAAAUGGCUUCACUUCUUCACGGGAUUCUAUUGAAUGGGUUGAACUUAUAGAUACUAAUGGUGAUAAAAACAUAAAUGUAGCUGAAGAACUUGUUUUGAAAGGCUACGCAAAAUUUAUUUAAUUGCAUAUGAAGACUAUUAAUAAUACUGCUAAAAUAUAUUUUAGUUGUCAUAGAGGACAGUUGAAGAGUUUGUAUUUUUUAGUAUGUUGAAAUUUAUUUUUAGUAGACUUUAAGAAUUUAGCAUUCACAUUUUCCUGAUAUAAAGUGCCAUCCAAAAAAUUUUUUAACUAAUUUAAUGUACAUUGCAGUCUGUAUUUUGCUUUUCUUAAAUUGUAAAAUUUCUAUUCUGUUUUAGAAUUUUCUCUCCUUAAAGCAAUGAUAUAUAGCUACAAAAUAUAUUUUGACCAUGUGUGCUUAAGAUUAAAAAAAGUCCAUGAUGAUUUUGCUUGUUACAUGUUAUUUCAUGAAAUGGAAAUAUUUAAGUAGAAGUUAGAAAUUUUGUUUGAAAUGUAUUGUUAAAUUGACUCAGACAAGAAAAAGAGUUUCUCAUCAGAAAAAUUGAUGUAAAAAUAGCUUUUUGAACAGAAUUUUAAUUCAGCUGAUAGAAAAUUCAGUUAUUUCCGAACUUUAGUGCUAUGUAUUGCAUUCGACUGAAACAUAGUCUUGUAGAUAAAAUCGGUUAAAUAACUUCUAAUAUAUAUAUAUAUAUAUAUAUACCGUAAUUUCCGAAAGAAACGCUAUGGCAUUUACGUGUUUAAAACUUAAAUUUUCAGCGGGUGCGGCGUUUAGGUGCGCUAAAAAUAAAAUAUUUCCUA